CUCUUCGAGCGUCUAACUUUUAGUCAUAUUUUUGAUUUCAAGCUGUUCACUUCAACAUGCUGAGCUGAUUAUCAAUCACACAAUCACUGUAACAAUUCAAUAGUUAGUAAACUAUUUCGAAACAAAUUGUGGCAGUGCCAAAGUUUCAAAAGAAGAGAUGUUAAUAAACAAGGAAAAUUUCCCCUACAGAAUGGGAUUAUCGCCGUUGUACUUCCUGCCUCCACCAUCAGUGAGCGUGACAAAUGAGCGGCUUGGAUACUUUCCAGUAACUCCACCGUACCAUCAACCGUACGAUUACGUACUACCGGCAAUGCAAUCGCCGCCGCAGACUGCCCCAGCGGUACCCGCUGCGACAUCCUCGUCAUCUGCCCUGGCCGCGGUAGACAACGGCCAAUCGCUCUAUUUUUACAUGAAUGCAGCUGGAAAGGAGGAAAUUGCAUCGGUACCAUUAUCGCCACCGCACACGCCACCGCUUUUGUACGCAACCCACAGCAGCGCAAGUAUCCUGACCGGAAAUGGCACCCAUGGGGGAAGUGGCAUCGAUGCAGCGGCCCUUCGGCCCAUCGAUGCGAACGCCAAUCAAUACGGAUUAUCCGAUCUAUGGAUAGGAGACAGUGGCCACGCUAAUGGCGGGAGCUACUUCAAUCGCAAGGACAACGACGAUGGCACUGACGGUGACGGUAACAGUGAAAAUAAUAGUAAUAAUAACAUCAGCAGUGUCGGUGCCGAUGAGCACUUCUUCCGGCCGCGGAAUUCCGUCAUCAUGAAGGUGGAGAAUCAGCAGGUAGUGCCGUUGCUCGAGCAGAAAGGAUCCCAAGCGGUGGAAGAAUUUAUGUGCCGUUGGGAGAAUUGCUACUGUGUGUUCUUCAAGCUAGAGGAUCUUGCAAGUCAUGUUACGCAAAAACACGCGGUUGUUGGCCUUGCAGGUUUAUACUACUGCCGCUGGGAGAACUGCCUACGUCAGGAUCGGGGUUUCAAUGCCCGUUAUAAGAUGCUGGUGCAUGUACGGACACACACCAAAGAAAAGCCACACCGCUGUCCCAAGUGUGGAAAAUGUUUUUCGCGGGCGGAAAACCUGAAAAUUCAUUUACGCUCGCACUCGGGUGAAAAGCCAUAUGUAUGUCCGGUGGAGGGCUGCAACAAGGCAUAUUCGAACUCUUCGGAUCGCUUCAAGCAUACUCGCACGCAUUCGACCGAUAAGCCGUACGUGUGCAAGGUGCCCGGCUGCCUAAAACGCUAUACCGAUCCGUCAUCAUUGCGUAAACACGUCAAAACCUUCAAGCACCUGAAUCUGAUAGUACCGGCGGAGUCCGAUUGCAAUCUUCAUGUUCAUAAUCAUGACCUGCAUCUAGCCACGACGUCGUACUACUCGCACUACAGCAACGGCAGCAACAUUGAAAGUGCGAGUAAGAUGGCUAGCGAUAACUCAUACACCGAUGACAGCCGAGUUUCGAGUAGUAGUAGUGCCACCACCACAACAGUGGCUAGCAGUCCCGAACUGGGGGGUAGCGAAGAUAGCAACGUGCUAAUUGAUGUUGUCAGUGACGACAAGUGUGAUGAAAAACUAAUUUUCACUGAUUAUAAUUUCUAUCGGGACCGGGGCCCGCUGGCUAAAUGGCCAUCAGUGCGUUAUCGGAGUCGUUCAGCCUCACCGCCUUGGCCGGAUACGCAUCGAGCCAUGCAAUCGGAUGAAGGAAGUGGCGAAGAGUAUGAGUAUGGUUGCGCCAUAGAGCCGUGCGAUCGCAGCUGUCCGAGAAGGGGUUAUGUUGAGCCUGUUGUGCCUGCCACUGUAGAUGAGUUGCCAACGAUAGUCGAAGAUGACGAUUUGUGCAGCGCGGUUCGGUCGUUGAAUGGUGGGAGAUUGGCGGAGCUGGACACCGCCAUGGAAGUGGACGUUCCGUUGGAUCUCAGCGUACAUCAUCGGUAGUGUCGUUUUAGUCUUUACUAAUUUCGUGUUCUUUUGCCAUACUUUCGUCUAUGAUAGUUCUAGCGUUAGUUUUGAUAUCUUGUGUCCCUUGUUUUGAUAUGUGAUUUCUCGUGAAUUAUUGGCAGUGCAUUUGAGUAACUUUAUUCAAAUUUGCUCACCAAACGAAAUGAGAUUCUUUUACAUUUUUUCUACCUGCGUGGAAUGUUUGUCUUGUAUUCAUUAAAUAUAAAGGUAUAUACAUAUUAAA
This is a messenger RNA of Wyeomyia smithii (pitcher-plant mosquito), 2174 nucleotides long. Its product is annotated as transcriptional activator GLI3. The record is from RefSeq and is a predicted model, not a curated record. The transcript is spliced from 3 exons. Gene Ontology annotation, biological process: regulation of transcription by RNA polymerase II; smoothened signaling pathway. Bases 158 to 1927 code for a protein of 589 amino acids. Gene Ontology annotation, cellular component: nucleus. Gene Ontology annotation, molecular function: RNA polymerase II cis-regulatory region sequence-specific DNA binding; DNA-binding transcription factor activity, RNA polymerase II-specific. Lineage: Eukaryota; Metazoa; Arthropoda; Insecta; Diptera; Culicidae.